AUGAGCUUUGCGCCCUACCAAGUCGUAGGAGACGGGAGCCAAGAACAAGCCCAGGAGCAUACUUUCUUAGAACAUGAUCGCAUAUCUGCUUCAAGGCAACGCAGCAAGCGAGGAGAUGCUUCCGGUUUGGAGGAUGAAGAAGAACAACAGCGACCUACUAGCACCACGAGAAGUGCAUCGGUUUUUCAAGACGUUACUGGAGGCGAAGGACUCUUUGCCCUACCUGUGGGAGUGAAGCACUAUUCUUUAAUCCAGGAUGAACCUGAGAUGUUGACUGGUGGCGCUGGUGAUUUUACAACUUGUUCUAAGACGAGUACUUCUGAUCCUAAUGGAGGUAAGUCUUCUAAGCGGAAAAGCAAUAGCAAAAAAGCAGCAGGAGUGAAAAUCCAUC
Amoebophrya sp. A25 is the source of this 391-nucleotide messenger RNA. The record is from the annotation of a GenBank genome assembly. Lineage: Eukaryota; Dinophyceae; Syndiniales; Amoebophryaceae.